Haplochromis burtoni (Burton's mouthbrooder) is the source of this 1583-nucleotide messenger RNA. RefSeq names its product mitogen-activated protein kinase 13 (gene mapk13). Gene Ontology annotation, biological process: intracellular signal transduction; protein phosphorylation. NCBI's taxonomy places the organism in Eukaryota, Metazoa, Chordata, Actinopteri, Cichliformes, Cichlidae. Gene Ontology annotation, cellular component: nucleus; cytoplasm. The transcript has 12 exons. Bases 119 to 1210 code for a protein of 363 amino acids. The record is from RefSeq and is a predicted model, not a curated record. Gene Ontology annotation, molecular function: MAP kinase activity; ATP binding.
AUGUAAGGCGUAAUAGCUGGUACUUGAACAGUGAGUGUUUUGCUUUACCUUCUGAGCAAGUGACAGGCACACGGGAGGAGGGAGAAGUUUUUUGUAGCUUCGCUUGCUCCUCUUCAUCAUGGAGACUCGGGCACAUUUCACCCGUGAGGAAAUUAACAGCACGGUGUGGGAAGUCCAGGAGAAAUACACGCACCUGAAACAGAUAGGGACCGGGGCUUACGGCUCGGUAUGCUCAGCACUAAAUGAGAAGAAUAAAGAAAAGGUGGCCAUUAAAAAGCUCCACAGGCCUUUCCAGUCAGAGAUCUUUGCUAAGAGGGCCUACCGAGAGCUCCGACUGCUCAAACACAUGAAACAUGAAAAUGUGAUAGGACUUAUCGAUGUGUUUACACCUGCCCUAAGCCUGGAUGACUUCCAGGACUUCUACCUGGUAAUGCCUUACAUGUUUACUGACCUGUCAAAGGUGCGGGGUCAACUCUCAGAAGACAAAGUCCAGUUUCUUGUCUACCAGAUGCUUUGUGGACUCAGGUACAUUCAUAAGGCUGGGAUUAUCCACAGGGAUCUUAAGCCUGGAAACUUGGCUGUUAAUCAAGACUGUGAACUAAAGAUCCUGGACUUUGGGCUGGCUCGCAGUACUGAUGCUGAAAUGACAGGCUACGUGGUGACCCGUUGGUACCGGGCGCCUGAGGUCAUUCUGAACUGGAUGCACUACACUCAGACUGUGGACAUCUGGUCUGUGGGCUGCAUAAUGGCAGAAAUGAUCAAUGGAAAGACCCUCUUCAAAGGAAAAGAUUACAUGGACCAGCUGACUCAGAUCAUGAAAGUAACUGGUGUGCCCGGGCCAGAGUUCAUCCAAAAGCUGGACACUCCAGAGGCCAGAAAUUAUGUCAAGGGCCUUCCUCGAUAUCCCCGAAAAGACUUCUCAAUGUUGUUUCCCAGAGCUAGUGCACAUGGGGUUGAUCUGCUGGAGAAGAUGCUUGUUCUGGAUGGAGAUGAGAGGCCCACAGCGGAACUAGCUCUAGAGCACCCAUAUUUUGACAACUUGCGGGACCCCGAUGAUUUCCCCAAACCACUGCCAUAUGAUGACAGUCAUGACAACGACACAUUGUCCCUAGAUGAAUGGAAGCGAUUGUGUUUCAGGGAGGUGAAAAGCUUUGUGCCAUUCCCACGGCGGGACUCCAAGAGGAAAAACACUCUGACCAUGUCUCCAUGAUCUGAUGAAUGUCAUGUAAUUACUGAUGCCCCAAACAACAAGCAUACAACCAAUUGUGCCCUUGUAUAUUCUAAGCCUGGAUUCAUCAUAUAUAUCUUUUACUCAGUUAUAUAAAUAUAAAGCGCUAUAUAAAUCCAAUCCAUUAUUAUUAUUAUUAUUAUUAGUUAAUAUCCUGAAUCAGUGUUCAAAAGAGUAAAACUGUAUCAUCCCCUUUUUUUACGUAAUGUGCAACUGUUUCCUAAAUGUAGCUUGUUCAUAGUGUUACACAUUUCCUGUCAGUGGAUUUUGGUGUGGAUUUAUUGUAACUAAAUGCUACAGGGUUUCUUGUAAGAUUUACUGCAAUGUUGUUUUCCAAUUAAAAAAUUCAACAUGA